This is a messenger RNA of Astyanax mexicanus (Mexican tetra), 1560 nucleotides long. It is a transcript of the gene pdcb, whose product is annotated as phosducin b. Lineage: Eukaryota; Metazoa; Chordata; Actinopteri; Characiformes; Acestrorhamphidae. Gene Ontology annotation, biological process: regulation of G protein-coupled receptor signaling pathway. The record is from RefSeq and is a predicted model, not a curated record. The coding region runs from base 118 to 828 and encodes 236 amino acids. The transcript has 4 exons.
UCCCCACACACAUUAAAAUGCAUGAAAGGCUUGUAGUACUGGACAGUGACCAUAUAGCAGGCCAGAGGGGGUAACUUCAAGAGAAGGGACUCUUUCUCAUACACAACAGAAAACAAAAUGUCUGGCAGAGCAGUAGAGGAGGAGGAGGAUGCUUCUGUGACUCACACAGGACCAAAGGGAGUAAUAAAUGACUGGCGGAAGUUUAAGUUGGAGAGCAUGGAUCAGGAGGCUUUGCCUCCUAACAAGAGGGAGCUGCUGAGACAGAUGUCAUCCCCACAGAAGCCAAAUGAGGGUUCCUUGGGUAGCCUCAACCGCAAGAUGAGUGUCCAGGAGUAUGAACUGCUCAAGGAGGAUGACGAGCAGUGCCUGCGCAAAUACCGCAAGCAGUGCAUGCAGGAAAUGCAUGAACGCCUGAGCUUUGGGCCCAAGUUUGAGGGAGUGUAUGACCUGGAGAAUGGUGAGGCCUUUCUUGAAGUGAUAGAGAAGGAGCAUAGACUCACCAUCGUGGUGGUGCACAUCUACAAGGAGAGUGUCAAGGGCUGUGACGCGCUCAACAGCUGCCUGGACUGCCUGGCUGCCGAAUACCCAACCGUCAAGUUUUGCCGCAUCAAUUCAGCCGUCACAGGCGCAGGGGAACAGUUCUCUGAUGACGUGCUACCGGCUGUGCUGGUGUACAAAGCCGGAGAGAUGCUGGGGAACUUCCUAGCUGUCACACAGCACUUCAACGAGGAGUUCUUUGCCACCGAUGUGGAGGCCUUCCUCAAUGACUACGGACUGCUCCCUGAGAAAGAGCUCAAAACAGGCGAUGAAGAAGCGGAUGUGGAGUGAAGGAGACUGGAGAGCAAUGGAAGGAAGAAGAUGCUCGGAAGUUUUACUAUAUCUCAGGUCAACAGGCUUCUAAGAAAAGCAGCACAACCAAUGCUGAUCUAGGGAGCAGUCUUUGUAGCCUGUGUGCACUGUGUUACCACUGUAAGAUACAUGGUAAUUCUUCUUUUUCACUAGACAGUAAAUUUGCCAGUGUUAAAUCAACAUCAUUGGUGUUAAAUUAACACUGUUUUCUCUGUAGGUCUACUUCAGGUUCAUGCAAAUAAUUCUGAAGGAAAAAUGUGAUUUAUUUUUAUUAUUUUUUUAGAGCUAAAUAAAUAACAUGUAUUCAUUAAACAUGUCAACAGUCACCUGAAAGACCAACUAGAGACCUUCAGUAGAAAAUUCUAAACUUUUUGAAAUACCUUAGAAAAUUUGUAUGAUGUAUCAGAGAGCAAACAUUAUAAAUACUUCAGUGAUAUCUUCAUAUCUAGUGCCAUGUGAUCUAUUUGUGUGUUCAUGAUAUUGAAUCAUGUGAUGUUUAUAAAUCUGUUGGUUUGCAUGGAAUGUAAAAGGUUAUAUGAAGAGUCAGAGAAGUCUAUUAAAGGCAUUUUAUUUUAGGUUUCCAUGGAUAAAGAAAAAUCAUGGCAUAAAAACAUAAUGCACAGACAAGGAUCCAAAUGAGCCCAAGUGAAUCUUCCACAAACCAUUUGACUUAAAAAUAAAGUAAAAUGUAGGUCUGACUGUAAAAAGAAA